Messenger RNA from Penicillium argentinense, 4515 nucleotides. Its product is annotated as DUF3433 domain-containing protein. The coding region runs from base 1 to 4515 and encodes 1504 amino acids. The record is from RefSeq and is a predicted model, not a curated record. The transcript is spliced from 4 exons. Lineage: Eukaryota; Fungi; Ascomycota; Eurotiomycetes; Eurotiales; Aspergillaceae.
AUGACAACCCAAAUGUUCCGUGACCAAGCGGAGACCGCAGCCAAAUCGACCAAGGCUGAUUCCGCUGAAUCCUUCCAAUCUGAGGCGGCCCCUGCGGCAGUUAUAAGCAUGUGGGAUACUGAGCUCCCUCAUAUUAAUUUUCUUUCCUUGCACAUUGCAAUUGUGGGUUAUAGCUGGUCUGUUGCUCGCCUGAUCAUGAACACCCGACAAUAUACACCUGGCGAAGACCGGAAUCUACUUGGUCAAAAGUCCAAUUUAUUCACCGCUACCGUUCGCCCGAGCCGAUCGUCCUCUCGAGAAGGAAGCAGCGAAUCGACAGUUUCCGGUGUUGAAAAUGUCCGCGAUACUGUAGCACGACUUAAAGAUUCAACCGGCGAUGAAAAACAACAAAGUCAAACAAGAACUUGGAUUCCAUAUACGUUCAAGCCUCCUUUCUUAGCCUCUCUCAGCUUUGUCUCAUUUGGUAUUUGUCUUGUCUCGUUCCUCCUAUGGUGGAGGUCAUCGACAAACUAUGGCUUAGGAUCUGAUGACGGCUCAUCUGCUAUGCUAUUCGGUUGGAGAUACAGCCCGACCUUGAUCGCUGUCAUAUACGUCCAAAUGACCAGCGUGCUCUUCGAGGAUGUCAAGCGGACGGAGCCUUAUGCUCGCUUGGCCCGACCAAAAGGAGCAGAGGCAUCAGCCAGCAUCCUCAAGGCGCCGGGGGCAUGGUGGAAUGCACUAUACGACGGCUUCGCUAAGAAGAGGAAUGGCUCCCGAAGUAUUGUUCUUAUUUGCGCAUCAUUUCUCAACAUUAUUGGCUUUAUGGCCAUCUCACCACUUUCUUCUGCGUUUCUCUUUUCUGAAGAUGUGGUCGUUCCCAAGUCAACCGCAUUUACCAGCCUAGUGCCGACCAAAGACUCGCCAUUAUCCCUCGAUUCAGACAGGGCGACCCAUUUCCGGACGAUUGCCAAUCUACUACAGAAUGUCUCCACUUCUCCUUGGAUCACAGAUGAAUACACCAUCCUCCCCUUCUGGCCAACCGAUAUGCAAAACGUUCCCAUCAAAUCACUGCCGACGAGUCCUUCGCAGAAGUGGGAGGCAGAGACGGUGAUGUUCAAAAGUCAAUUCAAUUGCACGCAGAUGAAAUUGGACCGUCAGACAUCUGUCAGCCCGAAAUAUGGCUUGCUAGGCAAACUGCCCUCUAUCUCUACUAUCUGGUCUUCUUCCGAUGGGUGCAAGUACGGACUGACGGUCGAAACGUCCUUUUUCGAGGAUGGUGGCGGCAGUUGGUCUGAUACAUCUACAUUUUACAACGGCCUGGCUCCACUUGGUCAGGGAAUGACAUCCGUGUUCUUCACAAACAGUACUGCAGAAUGUGACAAUCGCGACAUCAUUAUCUUGACUGAGCCGUGGAAAUCUGAGGGGGCUAAAUACUCAGCUCAGUUAUGCGACAGUAGCUAUUACAUGGCUAAUGUCACAACGACCAUUACCCUGGGUGGGGAUGAGCCGGAAAUCUCUUACGAUGAGAGUGAAUUCGAUCAGAAGAAAGUCACCAUUCCUGAGACUUUGCUGAGUACGACUCUUUUCCGCAACCUUACCCUGGACGAAGAUUGGCCCACUUACAUGGUCUCGAUCUUCUUUUCGGGCGAUAGGCUGCUUGGAGGUCCUUCGAUUCUUUUGGGUGCUCUAUACGAUUACAAUAUUACCUCCAUCGUAAACGACCCAAAUUGGGUUCUCUCAGCAGCCAAAGCAAAGCAGCGCUAUUUUGGUGAGGUUCUGCAGGCAGCUUUGACUCACCAAGGUGCCUCAGACUAUACACCCAUGAAUGGCUAUGUUCACGAUAUCGAACCCCGAGUAGUGGUUCAAGCUGGACCUGCGAUUGCUUUGGGAGUUUUGCUCGCAAUUUCCUUUAUCCUUGUUCUAGCCAUUUGGUGGUUCUCUCGGGAGCAUGUUCGACCUUUACACUUGACAGACGACCCGGCUUCUACUCUGGGCACGGCUCGCUUAAUAACGCAUGCUUCUUGGGCUGAGUCUGGCUUCCGAAGUUUCAGGCAACCGUCGGACAAGGAGUUGCAUGAGAAACUUGCUGGAGAAUGGUUCUUUACAACCCCCCAGGGCCUUUCGCGUGUCAAUACAGACGACCUCAUGGGAAACGAGUCGUCGCAAUCUGAGAACGGAACGCCGGCAUUGUUUCGUCUUCCCGCUCUCCUUUCUCUAUCAUUGGUUUUGGUUGUGGUGGUAAUUGGCGUGUCUGUCCUUUAUCAUUUUGCCCAGACUUCAGGGCUCUACGAAAAAGCGUUUGUCUACCAGGUCCAAAUCUCCUUUAUCAACAAUGGUCUAUCCUCAGUGGCACCCUUUGCCAUGAUUCCCACUGUGAUAGCAACGGGAAUUGGUUUGUGGUGGAGUGCAAUGGAUGACAACUUUCGGCGUCUGCAACCCUUUAUUGCAAUGUCAAAAGGAAGUCCAUCUGUCUCCAGGGGUGCCGGCCUAUCCUACCGGUCUUCUUUCUGGCUCUGGGCGUGCGCGAAGGCUGCUCUCAAUAAGCACUGGCUUCUUGCUUUCCUUACAUUGGGAAGCUCACUUUCACCUGUCUUUACUACAACUAUGUCUGCCCUGUUUGAUCGUGGACCGGGUGUUGUCUCUCAACCCGUUACAUUGAACCGCACACUAGAGCUUCGACAAAUACCGCUUGUUUUCCCUGCCAGUCAAUCUCUCUAUCCUGGCUCUUCGAAUGAUUACACGGCCGGAAUCAUCGCAGAUCUUUACAGCAACCUUUCUACUCAUUGGAUGUAUACUGCCACCAUCCAGCUCACCCUCAAUGGAACUCAACCCGCAUGGAGUAAAGACGGCUGGAGCUUUGUGCCGGCCCUAAUGAACAACCUGCACAAUGUCGACUUGCCCAAUGACCUCGAUAAGUCCGACAGCACUGUCGACGGAGCUCGAUCCAAUGUCUCGUUCACCACGCAAGCCAUGCGAGGUCGGAUUGAAUGCAGCGAGCCCCCACUCAAAGCGAUGCUGAACAUUUCCAACUGGCUCACUUAUCGAGAGUUUAAAAACAGCAGUACCGCAAACUGGGACAAGUCUUCGAUUCCACACGGCCUUGAAGGGGGGUUUCAAUUGGGGAAAAGAUGGGGAAAUGACUAUUUGGCCAGCACAAUUACACCUUUCGUCUAUCCCCACAACAUGACAGACUGCAUUGGAUGUACCACUGCAUUUGCCAAUCCGAGCGAGAUAACCUGCUGCGGAAACAGUAGCAGCGAUGCUUGGGACCCAACAGUGGCUAUUGGGUUUUGGUCUCCCAAUGUCGACCCAGACGUCUGGAGCACGCGCCACUGGCAGCAAAACUUCACCGCGAAGUUCUUCCACGGAAAUGCAGUUACCGGGGUCCGAACGACUAAUGCUAGCAACGACAUCUAUGUGCGCGCCGACGACGUGCUUUUCACCAGCCCACCGUCGGCAUCAUUUCUCACCUGCAGACCAUUGGUCGAAUCUGCAAAUGCGCACAUCUCGGUGAACCCAGACAACGGCGAAAUCCAAAGCUUCAAUAUCACAGACGAGCCAAAAGAAAUGUCGAGUGGAUUCUCGGAUAAUUUCCUGCCUCAUAACAAAACUCACUGGAGCAAAGAAUCCGGCAAGAUGACAUAUAAUGUCACGGUUAGCCACGGCCGACUCUUCAUGGCAUCAAUGUUGACCGCAGCCGAUACCAUCAACAUCGCAGGCGCCCUACACGGAUUAGGCUACACGCUCGAAGACCUCGACGACAACACAUACAACAUUCGCGACGAGAUCAACGGUCUCAACAUGGACUUUAUGACAUACGCAAUGUACUCAAUGGCUGGAAAAGACCCAAAGAAACUCCUCGACUCCGACACAUUCAACGAGCUCGCCCAAAAGACUUUCUCAACGUUCUUCCAACACUUCGUCAGCAACGAAGUCUCCAUGGAGACCGGCGGCUGGGGCUACCAGAAGAUCAACGACAGUCUCCCAUCUGAGCUCGGUCCGGCCCUCGAACUGGUCGACAACUAUCUUCCUGGGAACAAGGCCUCGGCACAGCAAGAUGUGAUCCAACCAAUCUCGCACACCAACCGCACAGUCGAAGCCCACCUCACCCGCCGCGUGGAACUCCUCCAAAUGAACGCGGUAGCAGUCUGGCUCAGUAUAAGCAUAAUGGCCUGGCUAAUCCUGACGACAGUGGUUGUGGCCAUUCUGCAAAAACGCUAUUUCGGCAGUCUAGUCCGGAACGUCGAGUGUCUGGGCGACGUGCUCGUCCUCAUUGCUGGGAGUGCAAACCUGCUGCAAGUUGUUCGGGAAAUUCAGGCCGGCACACUCCUUUUGGAGGACUACAAGCAUCUUCGGACGAGGUUGGGGUGGUUCGUUGAUGAGGAUGGUGAGUUGCGGUGGGGGAUUGAAAUGGAGGAAAGUUAUGGGGACGGGCCGGGGGUUCAUUGGGUCUCUGCGCCUUAUUUCUCCAAGGGGAAAGGGAGUCAGACGUGGAAUCUUGCUGAUGAGGGGGAAGUUCGUGAUCAGAAUAUCUGA